Pimephales promelas (fathead minnow) is the source of this 6576-nucleotide messenger RNA. NCBI's taxonomy places the organism in Eukaryota, Metazoa, Chordata, Actinopteri, Cypriniformes, Leuciscidae. The record is from RefSeq and is a predicted model, not a curated record.
GCAAGUGUUCCUGGCUUUCCAUCUGCACCAAAGCCCAAAUCAAUGCUUUAUAUUGUCCCUUCAUGCACAACAUUUUCAAAUGUGCCUGGGAUGCUAUCAAAUGUAAUAUCUGAAGUGGAAUUUCAGUGGCCUGAAAAUGAAAGGCCAUUAUGGGUUAAACAAUUAAGCAGGAAAUGUCAGUCCAUGCUAGCCAUUCCACCUCAGUACAGAGAAAUGAAUGAUAAAGCUAUCAAUAGGGAUAUGGUAGCUUUGCGCCCAACUUGUGCAACCAGUACUAAAUUACCCGGCUUCCCAUCUGCCCCAAGACUAAAAACUAAGGCGGCAUCAGAUAUGGUUUCCCUCAUGCCAUCUUGUUCACAUUUUACAAAAGUAUUAGGUAUGCCAUCUGUUGAUUUAGGAAAUGAAGCAAUGGAUUCAACUGCAUGGCCUGUGGAUGCAAAGCAACUGUACAGGAGGACCUCAAAGAAUGAGUCUGAUGUGGUAUGUUCUUCCUUAAUAAACUUGAAUCAAACAAAAGACAAUCACCUGAAUUCAGACGUAGAAGACAUGGCUAUGAUGCUGACAUCCUGUGCAAAGCAGUCCAGUGUCCCUGGCUUUCCAUCCACAUGUUUUGAAUCUCCACAUAUUCUUUAUCAGACAAAUAAUAGCCAAGCCUCAAUUGAAGAUGUUUGCCAUAAACAAGAAACUUCGACUGUACUUCGUCCAGCAGAAAUUGAAAUGGACCUGUCCAGUGCAAAAGAGUCUGGCAGUAGUUUUGCAUUAGAGAAGACCAAGGAGAAUGUGAACUUGUGGGCAAGGUGUGAGGAAGGACAAAAGGGAAUUCUGGAGAGGGGGAAAAUGCAUUUCAGAAUGUGGCACUCCAUACCAGACAUGCCACUAUUACUGACUGUUGAGGAGAGCUGCCAAAGCAUAAGUGCACAGAUUCCACCUUCUGAAAACUACGGAGACACUCUGACUGAAAAUGUUGACGUGGUUGAAGAUAAAUUAUGGGCUGAACAAGACAGAACAGAACAGUUUGUUGAAACUUUACAGAAAGAAGAGGAGACUACAGAAGAUCACAAUUGUCUGGUCCCUUCUACAGCAAAAGAUCGACCCACAGGACUGCAACAAGAGUGUGUACCAAACAUGGUAUAUCUUCUUCCAUCAUGUCCACUGUUCUCAAGAGUUUUGGGAUGUCCAUCUACAGCGCUGUCAAGCAUAUGCAAAACAGACCUACUCAAAUGGCCAACUGAUUUAAGUAUAAUUUGGGAUGAGCCACGUAGAUCAACAAAAAAAUAUUUUGUUUAUGCCAGAUUUGGACAAAUCCCUCUUUGAGGCAAAAAUGGUGUCCCUGACAUGCACAUGUCCAAAUGAAGCAAGAAUUUCUGGCUUUGCAUCUGCUAAAAGACUCACAGAGGCCCCAUGUCCAUCUCGCCCAGAAACAUCCAUUGUUGUUGACACAUCUUUACAGACCCCAGUUCCAGAAGAAAAGUGUCACGAGGAGUGGCUGAGCAUUGAAACAUCAUUAUUGGAAGAACUUCCUGAGCCAAAGCAAGUUUUAGACAUUGAUAGCCCAUUUGAGUAUUUGGAGAUCCCUGUAAUGAUGGUGGCCACUGUUCCAUCUUCAACACUUGAUUUCCCAUCUGCACCAAACAGUGAAGAAAUAAUUACUCAAUCGUGUGAUAGAUUAGACAUUCAAGAGUCUACAGUUGCUGAUUCUAAACAAAGGGAUGAUUCCAAGCCUGCAAAUGAGAUAUUAAACUUCAUUUCUGAAAACGCUGCACAAAUUCCAGAUUCUACCCCUGAAACCCAAAUUGAGCCAAAUAUGUUGGAGCUUCUCCCAUCCUGUCCGGUGCUUUCUACAAUUCCUGGAUGUCCAUCUCUAAGGGUCCUUGAAGGCAAGGAGUGCAUUAGUGAUCAAUCAAUAAUCUUUUGCAAUUUACUCAAAGACAGACAGACUGGUAUUUUUGAUCCCAGUACAGAUGAAAAAGACUCACAGAUUCUAGCUCUGGCACCAACAUGCCCACAAGCAUCAUGUAUUCCUGGCUUUCCAUCUAGACCACAUCCUAAGUCACAGAUGGAGCCGAAAGUGCAAAACAUUUGUCCCUCUUGCCCAAAGGUUUCAAAUGUAGCUGGUUGUCCGAGCAUCCAUAUCCCAAAGACGUCCGAUUGGCCUAUGAGUACAGUCAUUUUGUGGUCAAGUCAAUUAAAGAAACUCCCUGUUGUUUUGGACAUGGACAAGAAAUGCAAAGAAAAUGGUCAUAGAAUGUAUGCUCUGGCACCUACAUGUCCAUCAGUGGUCUGUAUUCCAGGUUUUCCAUCUGUGCCCGAACCAAUAAUGCUUUGCAUGCUUCCAGCUUGCCCGGAGAAGUCAAUUGUUAUUGGAUUUUCUUCUAAAAGAGAGCAUUUAGAUUGGUCUAUUGACAAGAAAACAUUGUGCAAUGCAUCUUUUAAAAAACAACCUGUUGUUCUUGUUGACAGAGUAGAUUGGCUCAGUGAAUUAACUAAAAUAAUGUUUGCAUUGGCUCCAACCUGUCCAUUAAAGGCAAGAAUACCCGGAUUUCCAUAUGCACCUAAGCGCAAAGCUACACUUCCUCCCAAUAUGGUUGAUCUUCAUCAGUGUGUCCCGAAGGCUUCAAGAUUAAUGGGAUUCUCAUCAUAUGAGAGGAUAAACACAGGAGCAUGGUUUGCUGAUGAAACACCCCUAUUGAAGAGGCCAUUGAGAACCAGAUCCGAACUGCUUUUCCAGUUUAAUUUAGCAACUCCAUAUGAAGAAACAGACAUUUUGCAGAGGAUGUUUACAUUAGUACCCACCUGCCCGAAAGAAGCAUGCAUGCCUGGUUUUCCCUCUCUUCCUCAGGUUAAAGUGGAGGGCUUCUAUCUCAGUAAAGAACCAGACAUAGUCAGCAUUUUACAUUCUUGCCCAAUGCUUUCUUGCAUCGAAGGUGUUCCUACAGUAAAACCUAUGCCCAUAGAAGAGUCUCAAGGAAGGAUAUGGUCCGCCCAGAAGCCCAUAUGGGUCAAACCUCUUAAAGAAAGACCAGUUUUGUUUUUAAGUUGUACAAAGGAUUAUGAAGAGUAUUCAAAAACUAUGUUCUUGCUUACUCCUACCUGCCCUAAUAAGGCCAGCAAUUAUGGUUUUCCAUGCUCGGAAAGUUUAAAAAAAGAAGAGCAUGUGAUGACAUUUGUCUUGCCAUCUUCUUCAGAAGCUUCAUUCUCUGCAAAUGAUGAAAUAGGUUUCAAUUACCUGGCCACUGAAGUGUCAUGUUCUCCAGUUGAAUCAAGACUUCCUGAUUUCCCACAUUCUUCUACAUAUACAAUUUUACCCUCAAGUCUACCACAAGAACACAUUGAAUUUGAUGCUAAAUUUACUCAAUGCAUAGAAUCAGAAAGGAAUCAAUCACUGGACAUAACAGGAACUGAUAAUCCUAAAGAAAUAGGAAGUUUUCACAAGAUGCCCUUGGUUAAAGGUAUUGAAAACCAUCAGGAGAAGUCUCUUUUAGAGGAGCAACAUGUCGGGGAGCAGUCCACUAAAACCCAUGAUACCACCGAGCCAGGAGAGACUGCUCUAAUGUUAGGAUGGGAGGUUUUGGAGGCGGAUGAUACUUCCACAGAAAAAGAAGAACCUUCUGGUCUUGUUCAGAGUAUAGUUGAUGUCUUUCACAGAGGUUAUGAGACCGUUGCAGCAAUAUUGCAGCCCUCUAGCUCUGGAUCGGUAACGGACGCUUUAGAUCCUCUUAACAGCCUUGCAUCCUCUGUGGAUCUCGAGGGCAGCGGGACUCGCAUAGCUAGUGGACCUUAUCAGUCAUUGGAGCCAGCAGAGCCUGAGGUGUUCGAUUCUGCUGAACCCUACAUGUGGCGUUUGGUUAGUGGUUGUUCAGAAACAUCACUGUCGUCAAAAGAAUCUGAAAGCUGGUUUGUUGAAGAUGAAGAAUUUAGCCUAAUGAGGAAGUGGCCCCCCUUGACGGAGGCUGACCUUCAUGAGAUAACUAAAGAAGAAGAGGAUAACACGUGUGCUGACUCCUUGAUACAAGAGGGUAUAACUUAUGUUCAAGAGGAAACCGGUAAUGAUGAGAUUGUGACAGAAAGUAAAAUGUUUGAGACAUUGAGGGAUGAGGUGUCAACAACGAAACUUCAAGAGGAGGGGUGAGUUCAUCAAGAGUGUUGCAUUCAAACUCAACAACGUCAGUCCUGCAAACAGCAGCAUGGCUAUAUUAUAUUUUAUUUUUUAUUGUAGUGUUUUCUUCCACAUUUGCACACAUUUUGCAGUGAAAUUGCUGUAUUUAAAAAAGAAAUAAAGAAAAAUUGUUCAUGUGUUUAAAUCUGCUUUUUGCCCUAAAGGUGCACAGUGUCAUUUUAAUGCCCCUAGUGGCACAGAAUGGAAUUGGAGAAAAAAAUGAUUGCAGCCAAAUAAGUUAUCAGCAUUCAAAUUACCAUUAGCAGACAGGAACUAUUUUGAAAGAGCCACAGUUUUUACUUACUGUUAUAUCUUCACAUAUAACUGGGAAGAGAAAGUAUUUUAAAACAAGAACACAUACUCUGCACCCUUAAAGACAUUUGUUUGUUUAGCUAAGAUUGUGAUAUCUGUGCUGUUGUUACAAACUCUGCAUCUGUUGUGACUUUAAUGUACUCUGCAUGUUGCAAAGGUAUGCCAUUUCUGUUGGCUGUACUUUAAGCUGUGUUAAUGUUGCUUAAUUAAAAAGUAUGUAUCUGUUGGCUGUGGUUUAUAAGUGUGUCAUUGGAAAGCAGUAUUCGUUACUUAUCUCAAAACAAAAAUAAAUGUAGUGAUACUGUAUUUUUAUCCUUAAGGCCACAACAUCAUAUUGUGCAAGAAGUCUCUCUUUUCAUCCAAAGGACUGGGGACAAAUUGCUGGAUAAAGAAACACCUAUGUCUUUGUUGUUUUUAAAAAAUCCUAAUAACCUUAAGACUGUUGCAGAAGAGACUGAUGUUUCAACUUCAGAAGAACUUUUGCCACCAAGAAGGACCAAGAGGCAGGAUAUUCUUCAAGAGAACGUUCUGUUAUCAACACCAGUUUCCAGUCCAGCUGAACCAAAUGCUCAAAGUGACAACAUCUGUGUCAUAAAACAAACUGGACAUACUUCACACAAUGUACAGCCAGUUACAGCCCUCACCACCAUCCAAAGUUCUUCAGCUACGGCAGAUGAAGGUUCAUCUUUAGAAACGCAUGUCCCAUUGUCAUGGACCAAGAAAUGCGAAAGUGCUUAUUUUCCUGAUGAUACUUCAGUGAAAGAAGCAGCUGAAAAUGAGUUAAAAGUAUCCAAAAUUGAGAUUUGUACACCAGCACCCAAAGAGGAGACCACACCUCAAGAAAUUACAGCAUCAUGUCAUAGCAACGAUGGAGAAAAUGUUCCCCUAUUGCCUCCCAAAGUCACACAAGUGUGUGCUCCUCAAAGGCGAAAGAGUAAAGCUCAAACCACUAUAAAUGAUACCAAUGAAGAGUUUGAAAUAAAGAGCAUGUUGUCUUCUGUCAUCAGCGAUAUGUCUCAGUCUGAAGAGUCAAGAAAGGCCCAAGCUGGUAAUGAACUGAUCUUGAAAGAUCAGGUACAGCUGGAUUUGAAUGUUCCUGGUAUGUCUGAAGUGAAAAUGCGAAACAAAUGCAUUGAUCUUCCAGUUCCAAUGCCACGCGUGAAGAAACGUCUCAGUGGUUCUUUUACAGAUGAUCUUCCCUUCCCUUCAUCCACACCUCCUUCUGAAGAAGAUUCAAAUGACAUUGCUCCUCAAACAGAAGACCAUCAAGAUUCAACUCUUCCAGUACCAGUACCACGUUCAAAGAAACGUCUCAGUUGUUCUUUUCCAGAUGAUCUCCCAGACCCUUCAUCCACCCUUGUGUCUCAAUCAGAUUCAGACAAUAUUGUUCUCCAAACAGAAGACCAUCAAGAUUCAAGUCUGCCAGUACCAGUACCACGUUCAAAGAAACGUCUCAGUUGUUCUUUUCCAGAUGAUCUCCCAGACCCUUCACCCACCCUUGUGUCUCAAGCAGAUCCAGACAAUAUUGUUCUCCAAACAGAAGACCAACAGGAUUCAAGUGUGCCAGUACCAGUACCACGUUCAAAGAAACGUCUCAGUGGUUCUUUUCCAGAUGAUCUCCCAGCCCCUACAUCCACCCUUGUGUCUCAAGCAGAUUCAGACAAUAUUGUUUUCCAAACAGAAGACCAACAGGAUUCAAGUGUGCCAGUACCAGUACCACGUUCAAAAAAACGUCUCACUGGUUCUUUCCCAGAUGAUCUCCCAGCCCCUACAUCCAGCCUUGUGUCUCAAGCAGAUUCAGACAAUAUUGUUCUCCAAACAGAAGACCAACAGGAUUCAAGUUCACCAGUCCCAGUGCCACGUAUAAAGAAACUACUCAGUGGUUCUUUCCCAGAUGAUCUCCCAGCCCCUUCACCCACCCUUGUGUCUCAAACAGAUUCAGACAAUAUUGUUCUCCAAACUAAAGACCAAAAGGAUUCAAGUCUGCCAGUACCACGUUCAAAGAUACAUCUCACUGGUUCUUUCCCAGAUGAUCUCCCAGCCCCUUCAUCCACCCUUGUGUCUCAAUCAGAUUCAGACAACAUUGCUCUUCAAACAGAAGACCUACA